CUCAGACUGCAGACAGACAGGAGCAGAAAACUUUAUUUACACCAACCGACUGACAGGAGGACAGCAUGUUUCCACGGUAUCUGUUGGUCUUAUGUGCGUUGGCUGCAGUUUCUCUGGCAGCUCCAGCAACUGAGAGACUAGAUGCACUGAUAACCCAUCUUACUGAAACUGAUGGAGAAGAACCUACAGGAGCUGCACCUGUGGACAAAGAGACAGCUGGUUUGGACUCAGACUCAACUGAUGAACAAGCAGACUCCACUGGCACCAUGGACUCCAACAGCAAAUCCACAGGAGACAAUAGUGAUUCCACGCCAGGAAGCGACUCGGACGAUGGCACAGAUGCAGCUACAGGAAGUGAAUCUGCUGAUGACAGUUCAGAUGCAACUACAGGAAGCAACUCUGCUGAUGAGGCAACAGAUGAAGACAAAGACAAGGCCGACGCCAGGGAGGAAACACCUGAGCGAGACGAAGACAAAGACGAGGCCAAGGAGGACAAUGCCGGUGGAGAGCCUGACGAUGAUGAUGGUGGUGAGAGCAAGCCAGACGAAUCCAUGAGCCAGGAGGAUGAAGAGGAGGAGGUGGAGGGGGAGAAGAAGAACAAAGAGGAUGAGGAGGACGAGGAGGAGGAUGCAGGGAGCGAGGAUGCAGACAGUGAGGAUGAAGAGGGGGGGGAUAUAGACAGCGAUGAGGGCAAGAAGGAAGGGAAGAAGAAAGAGGAGAAGAAGGAGGAAGAUAGCACAGAAAAUGAUAGUGAGGACGAGAAGGGGAACGAUACAGAAAAGGGAGGUGACAGCAACAAGAAAGACGACAGUGAAGAAGAUGAGGAGACCAAGGAGCAGAAAGAGAAGGAGGAGGAAAAGAGUGAAGACUCUGAGGAGGAGACAAAAGAGCAGGAGGAGGAGGAGGGGGAGGAGGAGGACGAGGCAGGGAGUAAGGAUACAGACAGUGAGGAUGAAGAGGAGGGGGAUGACGACAGCACCGAGGGGCAGGAAGAAGAGGACCUGCAGGAGGGAGGAGAGGUAGGAGACGUGGGGUCAGAGGAGCAAGAGGAUGAGGAGCAGCAGACAGAGGAGGAGGAGCAGACAGAGGAGGAGGAGGAGCAGACAGAGGAGGAGGAGGAGCAGCAGACAGGGGAGAGUACUGGAAACGACAGCAGCCCUGAAGCGAAGCAGGAUGAAGACGUUCCACAGGACGAGCAGAAAUCAGGCGAGACGAGCAAAACAAAGUCGGACGACGACGACAGGGAGUUCCUCGCGGAGGUGAUGCAGAGCGAGCUGGACGAGGAGGACGCCUCCGACGACUCCGCCCCCGACGACUUCGCCCCCGACGACUCCGCCCACGUCACAGGAACUGAUGUCAGCGACUCGACGGACAGGAGCUCUGACAGCGCCACCGACGACACCGACAGGACCCCGGACCAGGACAACCCCGCCCCUCCCCCCUUCCCUCAAGCCGUGGUGACUGACGACGCCUCACCUGACUCACCUGACUCACCUGACUCACCUGACUACAGCACCCAGGACACCCUGCAGGGAACUAAUCCCUAACCCCUCCUCCCCCUCCCCCGACUGUGGAUGCACACUGACCUACAGAGCCAGCUGGGGGCCUCCGCAGCACAAUGCCGUUGCCAUGACAACCUCCGCCACCUGAACUCCAGUAAACUCCGAUGUGAAGCGGUCCCGCCGCCCGGCGAGCCGCGGCUCCGCUGGGAUCUUUCCUCUCUCGUCGUCGUUCUGCCGCCUCCCAGCGGAACACACACACACAGGAAGCAGCGAGCACACACACUCCUCACUUCCUGUCCAAUAAAGAGCCACCACGCACAAACUCAUAGAUCUGUACACAGAGGAACUGCUAAUAAAGAUUGACUUCUGCCAACCCUCACUCUGCGUGUGUG
Molecule: messenger RNA, 1894 nt
Organism: Myripristis murdjan (pinecone soldierfish)
Lineage: Eukaryota; Metazoa; Chordata; Actinopteri; Holocentriformes; Holocentridae
Gene: stm
Product: starmaker
Exons: 15
Coding region: 66-1547 (493 amino acids)
Source: RefSeq, a predicted model, not a curated record